AAAUUUAUCACUUGAAAAAUAAAUGAUAAAACACCAUUGGCACGACUAAAUAAGAAAAUUGUAUAAACUUGUAUAAACUAUGUAUAAUCCCAUCUAAAGGGAGGUUCGGAAGUUUGGAUUAGAUUGAAUGAAAUAGUACGUAAUUUAGGGCAAAUUAUACCGUGGGAUCGGUGUACCGUGCGCACGGUAUACAGAUCCCAAUACGGUAUCGUUUUGCCACUAAAACAAGCACCGCAAAUCAUCAUUCCCUAUUUCCGUUUCAUCACAAGCAGCGCAAACCAUCAUCCAAUACAGCCCUCUUCUCCUUUCCCCAAGGUGUUCUGCGAUUUCUUAUGCUCGGCUUUGUUGGAAGCCUCAAAGGAAAACAAGUGGAGCAAAUUAUAAGCCACGAAGAAGAGCUGUGUCCGCCAUAGUAAUGGAUCUUCUGGGCAGGCCGUUCGUCGGAGCUAUGGCCGCCGCCGCCAAGAACUCGUACAUCUUGAGAGCUAGUGCCAUCUCUAAGAGCUACACCAGCGGCUCAACAAUUGAGUUCAUUAUUAUGCUUUGGGUGUAUCUUUUCAUGGAUGUGAGGAUCAAUUUAUACGGAGAUGGCAAACAUUUGCUUUUUGAGUUUCUAGGGAUCAAUUUGGAUGCUUUGGCCUUCGGGUAUGUCAGAGUAAACAACGUAAUAUUGGAGCAAAUUAAUCCAAUUUCUGUUGGCUUUGGGCGCGCGUCCAGUUAGAACACAAGGCUAGCCGCAGGCCCAUGCUCCUUGGGAAGGGACGAACAUCUUGUGUCGAGGGUUGUUAAGGCUCAACGGUCCAUCGCGAUGAACGUCUAUGCAAGGACCAGGGGCAGGACCACGGGCUGUAAGGAAUAUAUGUAAUUAGAUUUUGAUGAUGCUAUAGGAUUAGAAAGUUAGAGUACCCCCAAUUAGAUGUUAUGUAUUAGAAUUUUCAAUUGUAAGUAUUAGUGUAGUCGACGAUCAGAGUUGCUCUGCCUUGGAUCAGAUCAGAAGUGCAUCAGAAUUGCUCGACCAGACUUGCUCUAUGAGAACUGCUCCAUCAGAGUUCUCUUAUCAGAAGUCCAUCAGAGUUGCACCAUGAGAGUUGCUGGUAAAUUUGGACAUCUGAUAACCGAUGAGAGUUACAGAUCAGAGGUACUCAUCAGCGGACCUAUCAGAAUCAGAGUUAGAGUUCAGUCAGAGAUCAGAAAGCCAUCAGAACUCAACACAUUAGAAGAGCCUGAUCAGAGCCCGACUAACACUUAGAAGAUUUCAAGCAACAUCCAACAGCUAUGAAUCCAACGGGUAAAAACAUCCAACGGCUAGAAGACUGUGCAUGAAAGGAAAGCAUUUAAUGCACAUUAAGUGAGCCUGAUACGCUGAAGGAUUGAUUGCAAAUGAUUGACCAAGGAAUCCGGGAAGAUAUAUUAUAAAAAUAGAAACCUUCCAAAACGACGGUCAAGUCAACAGUACGCGCAUUUAAUGCAGCUGUCUCCUCCUCCAACGGGCAGACAACCUCAGUAUAUAAGCUACACGAAGAAGAACAAGGAAGACAACUUUUGCUUCAUUCAUUACUCUGAACAUACUUCUUGAGAUUCAACCUUCAUAACACUCUACAAGAAAAGUCCUACGUUGGGAAGAUUCAAACUCCAAAUCUUUCAUCCCCAACAACGAGCAAAGUUCAUCCUGUUCUUCAACACUUCAAGAUCUUCAUCAAACAUCAUUUGUGACGAAGCAAGUUGGAGAAAAAAAACUUUGUGUUUUUCAAAGGAUCUUCUGAAAAGAAGGGCGUCCAAGUAACUGCAGUAGUGAAGUGGUGAUACUUCCGGGAAGCUGAGUGAAAGGACCAGCCAUCAGGACGUGGAAUUGCAUCCUGGGUGGCAUCUAGACUUGAAGAAGACGAGGAGUGCUUCUUAAGUGCUAGGAAUUAGCUUUGUAACCGAUCUACUUCAAAGCUAGUGGAACAGUGGACUAGAGGAACGCGUUGUUCCUUGAACCACUAUAAAAAUAUCUGGUGUCAUUUAAUUUACUGCAAUUUAUAUUUCUGCACUUAGGACAUUAACUGAUUAACUCUAAGACUUGGAAUCUGUGUUCAGCAGAUCUUGUUUUCAGAGUUAUCAUAAAGGCAUUUGCCUUAGUAUUUCUGAGGCUACCCGGACAGAUCAGAAUCCGC
This is a messenger RNA of Cuscuta epithymum, 2156 nucleotides long. NCBI's taxonomy places the organism in Eukaryota, Viridiplantae, Streptophyta, Magnoliopsida, Solanales, Convolvulaceae. The record is from the annotation of a GenBank genome assembly.